Hermetia illucens (black soldier fly) is the source of this 1630-nucleotide messenger RNA. It is a transcript of the gene Rab11, whose product is annotated as ras-related protein Rab-11A. Gene Ontology annotation, biological process: exocytosis. Gene Ontology annotation, cellular component: recycling endosome. NCBI's taxonomy places the organism in Eukaryota, Metazoa, Arthropoda, Insecta, Diptera, Stratiomyidae. The coding region runs from base 618 to 1265 and encodes 215 amino acids. The record is from RefSeq and is a predicted model, not a curated record. Gene Ontology annotation, molecular function: GTP binding; GTPase activity. The transcript is spliced from 5 exons.
ACGAGGGCGUAAUCACUAAUCUGUUGGCCACGGGAGCAAGUGAGCAAGUAGUAAAAUCGAAUUCCGUGCGCCAUAUUUGUGGCGAUUUCGUGAUUUUGCGUUGCGUUUCCCCGUUAACAUCACACCGCAUAUAAUCUAACGUGAUCGUAUCAAAUCGAUAAAUUCACGGCCAAUCCGAAUCGGGAAAAAAGUGACAACUCACAGAAGAGUUUCUCGGCUCGCGGCCAUUUGUCCCCUUUCAAAACAGAGAAAAUAGAAAAGUCUUUUGUGUACCAUUCGUGUUUUGUGUGCUGCUGCGCUGCUGAAUUCUGGUCUUUGCUGAACGGCAAGAAGACCACGACAACGUCAGGACCGAUAGAGCACGCCGAGUACCGCAGCUGCGGAGAAAACCACUCGUCAGCCAGCGAGCAAAGCAGUUGCCCCAAUAGGACCCUGCCUUGCACCCUUUCAGUGUUUUAAACGAACGAAACGACCGGGCGGUUUGAAGCGAGGCCGUGACCCGUCGGUGCGCACGAGAAGGUGAUAGUUGGUCGGAGCGACAAGUGCGUGAGGUGCUGCUGAUUCUCUGGACGUCCCAGCGAGGCUCUGCGUGAGGAACUUGGAAUAAGCACGCCAAGAUGGGCACUCGAGAUGACGAAUACGAUUAUCUGUUUAAAGUUGUGCUUAUUGGGGAUUCAGGCGUAGGUAAAAGUAAUCUACUGUCAAGGUUUACUAGGAAUGAAUUUAAUUUGGAAUCAAAGUCAACAAUAGGUGUAGAAUUUGCAACGCGAAGCAUAGAGGUCGACGAAAAAACUAUAAAAGCUCAAAUAUGGGAUACAGCCGGUCAAGAGCGUUAUCGUGCAAUAACAUCAGCUUAUUAUCGUGGAGCUGUUGGCGCACUGUUGGUUUAUGAUAUUGCUAAGCAUUUAACAUAUGAAAAUGUUGAAAGAUGGCUUAGGGAAUUACGUGAUCAUGCUGAUCAAAAUAUUGUGAUAAUGUUGGUUGGCAAUAAGAGUGAUUUAAGACAUUUGCGUGCAGUGCCUACGGAGGAAGCGAAAUCAUUUGCCGAACGGAAUGGUCUCAGUUUUAUUGAAACAUCAGCUCUCGAUUCAACCAAUGUAGAGACUGCAUUCCAAAACAUACUCACAGAAAUCUAUCGAAUUGUAUCACAGAAACAAAUACGUGAUCCGCCAGAGGGCGACGUUAUUCGACCGGCGAAUGUGGAACCGAUUGAUGUUAAGCCAACUGUAUCCGCUGAUUCUGUUCGUAAGCAAUGCUGCCAGUGACCGCUUGAUGCGAGUAUCCCAACCUCCGCAACUAACAACAAACAUUUUCGUAUUUUUAGUAGAACAGAGAUAUAUGCAUAAAUAAGUUGGAUGAAUAGAUAUAUCUAAAAUAACAGAAAAAUCAUUAUAUUUAAAGCAAGAACAAUUGCUCGUGGAAAUAAAAGUUUAAAUUUAUCUAAAAAUAAAGAGACUAUAUGAAAUAGAGAGAAGGGUAAAAACCAAUGAUUUUUGUGGGAGCCAACAACAACAACUACAAGAUCAUAAUUGAAUGUAAUAAUUUCUAAUUGAAUUUAAGGAAAAUUAUCCAUUAUUAUACAAACAUUAUUGAUGAAUAAACGAAUGCAAAACAAUUUUUUAUUCGAAAA